GUCAUCGAUGCCGGCGAAUCAGUUGUUCGGAUAUCGUACGCGGGGGAGUGUUAAUGCCGUAGCGUUAGUUCGAGUGAAAGUUUAGGAAGAAAAACCAUUUAAAUUUUGGCAUUCUAAAGAAGUGAUAUUGUUGAAUUUACAAGCUCUAUCGACGAAUCGAUAUUAUCGUUAAUAAAAAAGCAUUAAACGGCGCUCGUGACGACGAAAGAACAAUUAUUCUAUUAUAUCCGUGGAACAUGGAGGUUUUGCCGUGUCCUGUAAACGUGAAUUUCAGCAAUACCAGAGCUGGAACAGUGACAGAUGAAUUGGUGGACGGAGCUUGCCAGGCCUUGGCAAAGCGUCUCGAAGUCGAAUUGAGAAGGGCUAAGCACGCUCAAUUGGCAUGCGGGGAAGUUUUACUACCUGCUGAUCUUUUGCCUAGAAUAGCCAAAAAUGUUCUUGCCAUGGCUGAAAAUGAACCUUGCGGUCUUAGAGGUUGCACCUUGUUCAUCAGUUUCGAAACUGACAGCGUGUGUCGCAAAUUGUCGAAAAUACAAUGCGACCCUAACACGGUGUCCACCUUCGAAUUGUACUUGACGUUGAAACAAGAUCACACGUCUUGGCACAUUUUGUUACCACAAUUUUUAAAAAACCUUACGCGAGGGGGCACCAUCAUGAUCAGUAGGGAUUUUACUUUGGAAAAAAAGAAAUUGUACAGAUCCUACCAGCAUGCACAGUGAACGAUUCACUUGUUUCUCUGUCAUUCGAUUUUCUUGGUAGACGCGAUUAUUCCAAGCUCCACCGAUAAUUUUAUAGGGCCAAGGUGAUCUACGGAGCCUUCACUUUCCGCGCGAAAUGACAGAUCGAGUUUUUCGAUGUGGACAUAUUUUGCAAUUAUUCGCUACAAAGAAUUAUGGAAAGGACACAAGGAGGAGAAUCGGAGAAGGAGAGAGAAGUAUGGAAGAACUAUAUUUCUAGACCAUGAUACGAAAAAGGUGGAAAGUACAUCCCACGAUGAAAAUGCAGACUCGAUAACAGAUUUGUUUUUUCCAAU
This is a messenger RNA of Hylaeus anthracinus, 1033 nucleotides long. RefSeq names its product protein charybde-like. NCBI's taxonomy places the organism in Eukaryota, Metazoa, Arthropoda, Insecta, Hymenoptera, Colletidae. The record is from RefSeq and is a predicted model, not a curated record. Gene Ontology annotation, cellular component: cytoplasm. The transcript is spliced from 4 exons. Gene Ontology annotation, biological process: regulation of TOR signaling; apoptotic process; negative regulation of signal transduction. Bases 237 to 719 code for a protein of 160 amino acids.